This is a messenger RNA of Chroicocephalus ridibundus (black-headed gull), 1655 nucleotides long. RefSeq names its product tubulin beta-1 chain. Gene Ontology annotation, biological process: microtubule cytoskeleton organization; mitotic cell cycle. NCBI's taxonomy places the organism in Eukaryota, Metazoa, Chordata, Aves, Charadriiformes, Laridae. Gene Ontology annotation, molecular function: GTP binding; GTPase activity; structural constituent of cytoskeleton. The transcript has 4 exons. Bases 103 to 1440 code for a protein of 445 amino acids. The record is from RefSeq and is a predicted model, not a curated record. Gene Ontology annotation, cellular component: cytoplasm; microtubule.
GGCGCCCGAUUUAAGGGGAGUCGCGGGGCGCGGCCGCUGCGGCGGCGAGUGCGGGAGCAGGCGGCGAAGGCGGGAUCAGCAGCGGGAUCGGACACCGGCACCAUGCGUGAGAUCGUGCACAUCCAGGCCGGGCAGUGCGGCAACCAGAUCGGCGCCAAGUUCUGGGAGGUCAUCAGCGAUGAGCACGGCAUCGACCCCACGGGCAGCUACCACGGGGACAGCGACCUGCAGCUGGAGAGGAUCAACGUCUACUACAAUGAAGCUGCUGGUAACAAGUAUGUCCCCCGUGCCAUCCUGGUGGACCUGGAGCCCGGCACGAUGGACUCUGUGCGCUCCGGCCCCUUUGGACAGAUCUUCCGGCCCGACAACUUUGUCUUUGGUCAGAGUGGGGCUGGCAACAACUGGGCUAAGGGCCACUACACGGAAGGUGCGGAGCUGGUGGAUUCUGUCCUGGAUGUGGUGAGGAAGGAGUCGGAGAGCUGCGACUGCCUCCAGGGCUUCCAGUUGACCCACUCGUUGGGUGGUGGCACGGGCUCUGGGAUGGGCACCCUCCUCAUCAGCAAGAUCCGGGAGGAGUACCCCGACCGCAUCAUGAACACCUUCAGCGUCAUGCCCUCCCCCAAGGUGUCGGACACGGUGGUGGAGCCCUACAAUGCCACCCUCUCUGUGCACCAGCUGGUGGAGAACACGGAUGAGACCUACUGCAUUGACAACGAGGCCCUGUAUGACAUUUGCUUCCGCACCCUGAAGCUGACCACUCCCACGUACGGGGACCUCAACCACCUGGUGUCGGCCACCAUGAGCGGCGUGACCACCUGCCUUCGCUUCCCUGGCCAGCUGAACGCCGACCUGCGCAAGCUGGCGGUCAACAUGGUGCCUUUCCCCCGGCUGCACUUCUUCAUGCCAGGCUUUGCCCCUCUCACCAGCCGUGGCAGCCAGCAGUACCGAGCCCUGACGGUGCCCGAGCUGACCCAGCAGAUGUUCGACUCCAAGAACAUGAUGGCGGCCUGCGACCCCCGCCACGGUCGCUACCUGACAGUGGCCGCCAUCUUCCGGGGCCGCAUGUCCAUGAAGGAGGUGGACGAGCAGAUGCUCAACGUGCAGAACAAGAACAGCAGCUACUUUGUGGAGUGGAUCCCCAACAAUGUGAAGACGGCCGUCUGCGACAUCCCCCCACGUGGCCUCAAGAUGUCCGCCACCUUCAUUGGCAACAGCACGGCUAUUCAGGAGCUCUUCAAGAGGAUCUCGGAGCAGUUCACGGCCAUGUUCCGGCGCAAGGCCUUCUUGCACUGGUACACUGGCGAGGGCAUGGAUGAAAUGGAGUUCACGGAGGCUGAGAGCAACAUGAACGACCUGGUCUCUGAAUACCAGCAAUACCAGGAUGCCACUGCUGAUGAGCAGGGGGAAUUCGAAGAGGAAGGAGAGGAGGAUGAGGCUUAAUUCCCCUGGUAUCAAAGGAACUUCUGUAAAGCAGGCAUGUGUACUGAAUGACUUCUCAUAGUGGUGGUGAAGCAUGUUCUCUAGAAGCUGUGUACCCAAUUAUCCUCUCAGCACUUGUAACUUUGACAGAUUUCUCAAUGUAACAGUUCUGAAUCCCAGUUAUUACAAUGUUUUUUGUCCUUUAAUGUUAAGAGCACAUAAAGGCAUGUAUUCUA